Molecule: messenger RNA, 525 nt
Organism: Penicillium argentinense
Lineage: Eukaryota; Fungi; Ascomycota; Eurotiomycetes; Eurotiales; Aspergillaceae
Exons: 2
Coding region: 1-525 (174 amino acids)
Source: RefSeq, a predicted model, not a curated record
AUGCGCCUCUCAACUAUCCUUCCCUUCCUGGCCUCCUCCAGCCUCGCAGUCGCCAGUACCCUAAACGUCACCGUCCUCGGCGCCCGCAACAACCGCUCGACGCUCGAAUGCUGGGCCCUGGAACCGGGCUUCCAGACCUCCACCACAGCCGGAACCUCCGGCUCUGAAGCUCUAAACCUGGGUCUUAUCGGAGGCGCGCAGGCGGGUAAUGCAUCGUAUUCGGUUCUCCCGGCCAAGUUCGACGGUGGUCGGCACAACGCGCCCACUCAACAAUGGGUAAUCUUCCUUUCUGGCUUGGCGCACAUCACUCUGCCCAACUCGACCGCCGAGGCCUGGAUUCCCGGUGGACAACAGGGUGCCAUCCUUGCGUUGGAUACUGCGGAUGUUAGUGCCUUGGGCCAUAUCACCAAGUACCCUUCUCAGGAGACCACGACUGCGUUCCAGAUUCCCCUUGGCGAAGGUGGUCUUCCUGGACAUCGGGUUCUGCAUGCUGGUCCUUGUAAAGGCGAAGAACUGCUUGUUUAG